AAUACAAGUUACAUCAAGUUUGAACAACGUCUGGAGAGAUAUUUAAAUCUACGAUAAUCACGGCUGCUUGAUUCUCAGUUUCGAUGACCUGCUGCAUCAUGCGAUAUACAAGAAUUGGAUAACCUUGAUAAUGCCACUUUUACAUAUUGGGUCCCACAAUGUCCAGAAUACCAGUAGUAGCCUUUGACAGUCACAGUGAACAUGUUCCUCGACAAGUACACAAAAACAACUAUGCAAAGAUCGAGAAAAAUGGAAUUGAUAAAAUUGAUGAUAAAGACCCCAAUCAUGGAGGAUAUGAAGCAUUUCUAAUGACAGGUGACGUCAUGAUUCGAACAGCUCAAAAAGUGAAACCAGAUUCUCCGAAGCACCCCUCCCCAAAGAGUGGGCUGCCUGUAUUUGCUGGAAGCACUGCUAAGACAUCCCCGAGUGAGAAACCUCAGUCAAAAAUUCCACAAUUUGGGGCAAAACCAUCCAGAAUUCCCGAAGCUAAGACUUCACCAUCUAAAAUACCAUAUAAGGAUGGUGAGAAAUCGCCAACUAAAAUCCCACAUUCAGGAAUAAAGUCACCUUCUAAAGUUCCUAAAAGUGAUGGAUUAAAAUCGCCAUCUAAACUUCCCCAUGCUGAGGGAAACAAAGAAAAUGUGAAUAGACAGAGUGGGAUUACUCCACCAUCAAAAAUAGCCCAGCCCAAUACGAGAAUUCCACAAUCCAGAAGUAAAUUAUCCCCAACCAAACAGACAGUUUCUAACCCUGAACAGAGAAUUCCCAGUGGAAUUCCCAAUCCUCAGGUCCAUAGCAAUGACCAACAGAAAGUUUCGCCAACUAAAGGCAAAUCGCGAUUACCUAUGCCAAAAGGGAUGAAACCUAUCAUAAAACCAGAAGUGCCAUCCUAUCAGGAAAAUAAUAAUGUAAAUGGCAAUGCAGACUCUAAUGGUACAUGUGAGGACACUCAAGAUGGAGUAUUUGAGAAUGAUUAUACACACACUGAGGAAAUUGAGAGCCCUACUGAGCAAAUGAAUGAACGUACAACAAGUAGCAUGGUGAACAGCUAUAGUGCAGAGAAGGUCAGUUACUCCCAAAUGCAUGGGGCAGGUGGCUUGGUACGUAAUAGUAAAAGCCAUGAGAAUUAUCUUGAGAGUGGUGGCCAACAGGUUAUGACAGUUGACAUUGACAUUGAUGAUGUUGGAGCAACAUCAUAUGAUGCACUACCCGCAUCAUGCGAACAAUCUUCACUCUCGUUAGAUCGUUUACAAACUAGGCUCGCCCCAGUGGAAUCACCGCCACAAAGUGGCACUAAAAGUUUAGACAAUUCCCCAGAGCGUCGCCCCGGGUUUGUAAACAUUGAGAACGAUGGGGAGAGGGGAAAGCUAUCGGACCAAGACAGUAUUGAAGAGAUUGAGGAACCAUUCCCCCCUCCCCCUGCUCCUCAUGAACUAACAGACAUGGAUGAGCCCAUGCAAACAGACAGUACACAGUUAUCACCAGGAGAAGAUAAAAUUGCUUCACAUCUAGUUCAAAAUAUUUUACGAUCUCCCCUGGGGAAUACAUUAGAAGAAACAAAUGUUGAUAGUAAAGAACAUGUGACAAAGACUGAGUAUGAUGCUCCUAGGGUGACUGUGUUCCCGUCCCACCCUGAGGAUGCAUCCCCCGUAAGACAAGUAACCACGGCAACAGCUAUUGAGGAAACAGCUGUUCGCCGAGAUUCGGUCCCCUCAGACCAAGGCUCCAUGUCCCCCACUGGAUAUGGUUCCAUGUCCCCAACUAGCCCCUCCAGUCCGGGAGAAUCAGAUCAUGAAUUCUCAGAUAGUGAGAGCAUAUACCAUCAACCAAUCAAAACUGUGGAUGUGGCAUCGGCACAGAGACUUGCAAAAAGGCUUUACCAGCUGGAUGGAUUUAAAAAAUCAGAUGUUGCAAGACAUCUUUCUAAGAAGAAUGACUUUAGCUACCAAGUAGCAGAUGAAUAUCUUCUGCAUUUUGACUUCACUAAGAAGAGCAUAGAUGGCGCCCUAAGGGAUUUCCUUAAUCAGUUUUCACUGACGGGUGAGACUCAGGAACGAGAGAGGGUGCUGGCUCACUUCUCCCAUAGAUAUAUGAUCUGUAACCCUGGGUCUUUCAACUCUGAAGAUGCCUGCCAUACACUGACCUGUGCAAUCAUGCUCCUCAAUACAGACCUUCAUGGACAGAACAUUGGGAAGAAGAUGACUUGUGCUGAGUUCAUAGAGAACUUAUCAGAGCUGAACGAUGGAGAAAACUUUCCAAAAGAUGUGCUCAAGUCUGUCUACUCUUCUAUCAAGAAUGAAUCACUAGAAUGGGCGCCAGAUGAAGAAGUAGCAGAAAUGCUUUACCCCGACCCCUCCAUCCCCCUGGGUGCAUCAGGCGCACAACCAGAACAUGAUGCCUUUGUGGGGAACAAUCCAUUCCUUGAGACUCCCAAUCCAGAGAGUGCCACGGACUAUAAGAAGGGCUAUGUGAUGAGGAAAUGUUGCACAGACCCUGAUGGCAGGAAAACUCCAUUUGGUAAAAGAGGCUGGAAGAUGUUCUAUGCCACCCUGAAGGACAUGGUCCUUUACCUUCACAAAGACGAGCAUGGAUUUAAAAAGAACUCAAUGUAUGAGAAUAUGAACAAUGCAAUACGUAUACACCAUGCUCUUGCUACCAAGGCAACAGACUACAGCAAGAAGCAAUAUGUGUUCCGUCUACAGACAGCUGAUUGGGCAGAGUAUCUCUUCCAGACCAGCUUGCCCGACUCCAGUUCUGAUAGCGACAGCAAAGAGCUUCAGGAGUGGAUAGAUACCAUAAACCUUGUAGCUGCCAGUCUUUCUUCGCCACCUCUGGCAGCUGGCUGUGGCUCACAGAAGAAAUUCCAGCGCCCUCUUUUGCCAGCUUCAUACACAAGAUGCAACUUGCGAGAACAGCUGACUAAUCAUGAACAUAAGGUGCUAGACCUCGAGCGUGAGCUCAGUGAACACAAGGCUAAUCCCCCAGAAAAAGGUGCUAAGUCACGUUACGUUUCAGAGUACUUAGAGAAGGAGCAAUACCUGGAAUUUGAGUUGAGACGCUUCAAAACCUAUGCUUAUUUAUUGUCAUCCAAGAUGGCUGCAUUCCCCGAACUUGAACCCUCUCUAGUUGAGACUACAAUAGGGGAGGUAGAGGAGCCCCCUUCACCUCCAGUACAGGAGGCCCAAUCAGCUCUUAAUGCUGUCAAGGAACUCAUAGGACAAACCCCAGGGAUAACCAAGACUCCUGGGAUUGCUGCACCUCCUGUGGUCAAUCCAGUACAGCGCAGUUUAUCUGAUCGCUAUAGUUACAGAGCGGCCAUUUAUAAAACAGAUGCAGACAUUGAGAUGCUCCCUCCCUGGAAACGUCGCAAGGACAAAACAAUCAAGAAAGAGAAACAAGUAAAUAGAGACAGUGCUGAAUGGUGGCUAUAGCAUCUCCCUGACGUACACAUCAUACUUGUAUCACCAUGGUUACCAGUCAUUACCAUGGUUACCAGUCAUUUCUUUUGUAAUUUUUUGUCAUCAUAAAACCAUGCAUCUUCAUUUUUUUUGUAAUGCCAUUGUGUUAAUGGAUAUCACAUUAAAUUGUAAUUUAUUGUACUUUUAAAACUAAUUGAACUUUAUGGUUAUUAUGAAAUUACCAUAGUUACUCAAUCUAGUGCAUCAUGUCUUGCCAUGUAGCCAAAUCAACAUGUUUUUAUGUUCAACUGAAACAUUGCAAAAAUUCUCCAUUAUCAUAUUACACUGUAUCACAUCCAACAUUCAAUCAGUUCGUUCAAUCAGUAUGGAAACAUACAUUGUGAAAAUUGACUGAGAAUGUGGUGUUUAUAAACAGAAAAUUUGUUAAGUGGAAUACCUGUGUAUGUGGAACACCUCUGUAAGUGGA
Molecule: messenger RNA, 3885 nt
Organism: Owenia fusiformis
Lineage: Eukaryota; Metazoa; Annelida; Polychaeta; Sabellida; Oweniidae
Source: the annotation of a GenBank genome assembly